GUCCCUCGGACACUGCGGAUCACCGAUUAACGGAAAGAGCCGAAGAUGUCGGCUCGGUCAUGUGAUCAGCUGUGUCCAAUCACAGCUGAUCACAUGUAAAUAGCAACACCUCAGUGCCACCUGUCAGUGUCCAUCAGUGGCAGCUGUCAGUGCUCAUCAAUGCCACCUGCCAGUGCCCAUCAGUGCCACAUCAAUGCCACAUAGCAGUGCCCAUCUGAGCUGCCUUUCAGUGUUACCUAUCAGUGCCAGUCAGUGCCACCUAUCAAUGCCAGUCAGUGCUACCUAUCAGUGCUGCCAAUCAGUGCCAGUCCUAUCAAUGCCAGUCAGUGCUACCUAUCAGUGCUGCCAGUGCUGCCUAUCAGAGCACGUCAGUACCGCCUGUCAGUGCCGCCUAUCAGUGCAUGUCAGUGCCACCUGUCAGUGCCGCCUAUCAAUCCCAUAUAUGAGUGCUGCCUUUCAGUGCCCAUCAAUGAUGCCUGUCAAUGCCCAUCAGUGCCACCUACCAGUGUCUCCUCAUCAGUGCCCAUCAGUGUCACCUAUCAGUGUCCAUCAGUGCAGCCUACAAGUGCCCAUCACUGCAGCCUCAUUAGCGCACAUCAGUGAAGGAAAAAAAUCACUUAUUUACAAAAUUUUAUAACAAAAACAAAGAAAAAACAUUUUUUUUUCAAAAUUUUCAGUGGUUUUUGGUUUGUUUAGCAAAAAAUAA
Molecule: messenger RNA, 706 nt
Organism: Staurois parvus
Lineage: Eukaryota; Metazoa; Chordata; Amphibia; Anura; Ranidae
Source: the annotation of a GenBank genome assembly